Ostrea edulis (European flat oyster) is the source of this 2280-nucleotide messenger RNA. Its product is annotated as coiled-coil domain-containing protein 148-like. Bases 139 to 2007 code for a protein of 622 amino acids. Lineage: Eukaryota; Metazoa; Mollusca; Bivalvia; Ostreida; Ostreidae. The record is from RefSeq and is a predicted model, not a curated record. The transcript has 13 exons.
GGAAUAUAUCAUAUUUUCGUUGAGAUGGUAAACAAGGCCAAGACAAUGUUCAGUAAUAUAAUUUGAUUGUCAGUAUUCGGCUUGCGUUUUGUAUUUACUCAGAUUACAGUGAUCGUUUGAACAACAGUGCCUGUAAAUAUGAGCAGUCCCAGCUGGCCAAACAGAACUAUGGAUAUCAAACCGUUUAUUACUCAGUACACAUCGGACGAGUCUGAUAGGUUACAGCUGAGGGCACACAAUGGAAUCCGCAGCAAUAAAUAUCAGCCUGUGGAUUAUGACAAACUUAAACUUAUGGCUGCUGAGAAGAAAUUCGCAGCACAGAAAAGCUUGCUAAAAGUGAAGAAAAUUGAACAAAUGUCCAAACAAAGCAAGGAGAAUCUGUUGCUGAAGCAACACAAACUAAUUUGGCAAAAGGAAUUUAUGAGGCUGAACUAUCUGAGAAAACGAAUUCAGGCGGAAGUGGAGAGUCACCGCCGACAGAAUGCUACAGAAGGCAGUGGAUGCUGCCGAAUGUAUGAACACUUUGACUUGUACGAAUCGUCUCUGGAUGAAGAGUUUGCCAAGUUUAAGCUUAAUACGUGUGAGCCAAUAUGGAAUUUACGGGAGGACUUGCAGUUUUGGAUUCAAGACAACCAUGAGGGGAUCAGGCUUGGGGAUCCAGAUGUGGUGGACAAGCAUGCUGAAAUCCGACAAACCAUUAAUCAGGUCAAAGGUCAACAAAACAGCAUACUGCAACAGUUGUAUAAUGAGCAAAAGUGUCUGGAAGGGGAAUUACAGUCGGGAUUUCUGUGGGAUAUAACGCAUGGGACAUCUGAGACCCCACAUAUAGACUUUGCCGAGGGGAUUCCUGCUGAGGCAUUUGACCUUGAAUGUUCAGACGAUGAGCUCAAGAUCACUGUGUUACAGGAAUUUAUCAUCAUUGAUGAAAAAUUUCGAGAGAGACUGUACUUCCUAGAAGAUGAACAUUCCAAAAUUCUUAGUAGAGGACUGCAUGGUGGCUGGAGUGAGGAAGACCAUUUUUGUUUUUUAGUGAAUUACGAUCAGUAUCCUAGGGAUCUCAAUAACAGAAGGAAGCUUAUUCUGGACAGACUGAGGCGACACCUCCCUCACAAAGCCAGGCAUGAGCUGGUUGCUCAUGAGGAAUGGUGCGAGGCAAACAAAUACUUCCAUGAACGCAAGAGGGCGCUGGUGGUGGCCUGGAGGAAAGGUCGCAGUGAACUUAUGAACAAGGCCCGCAGUACCUUCAUAGAAGUGGAAAUCGCUAAAGAGCUGGCGGAGGUCAAGGCCGAGUACAGCAGGGAACAGAAGAAAAUCAGAGAGGAACUGUACCAGAAGGUAAGAAAGUGGAGGGAACAGAAGUUAGAAGCCAUGAUGUUACAACAAAAGAUCGAUGAGAGAAAUCGAGAAGAAGCACUGGAACAACACAGGCUUGAAGAAGAGAGAGAGAAGAAAAGACGGACCCAUGAAAAGGAGCAGAUUCAAAAGUUUAUUGAUGAAAAAGCAGAAAAAAGAAGACAACAGGCUAUCCGUGAUCAGGAGAGAAUGGAGGAACUGAGAAGACUGAUGGAAGAACAGAUGGUGGUCGACAAGGAAAGAGUUGAGUAUCGUAAAGAGCAGUUGGACAUGAAAAUAGAAGAAAGAAAGGUGAAAGAAGAAAAGAAAGCUGAGGAAGAAAUAGAGAAGGAGAGAAGACUGGAGGCCCUGAGGGAACAAGUGCGAGUUAUUGCAGAAUUUGACCCAGUGAGAAUGAUGCAAGACACAAAGGCGUGGCAAGCCAAAAACAGCAAUAAUGAAGAGGAUGAAGAAAUUAACAUCCAAAAGCCUUUGUUUGAAAUUAACACCUUUAAUUCUAAACAGAUUACCACAGAUCCUCGUAUGCGUCUGGAAGCCAAGCUUAGAGAGGCGGGUCUUCAUACCUCACCGUAUGCGCGACAGGUGCUCGCUGCAGCGCCCCCUCCACAACCACCAAGGAGGGACAUGGAGUCCACAGUCUUCAAAUAUGACUGAACAUGGAGAAGUUGAAGGAUGACUUUGAGUGAAGAGCUUAAACGUUUUAGAGAGCUACUGAUCCAGCAGAUACAAAGCUGCUUGGAUGUUGUGCAUAAAAUUUUACAAGAACAUGUACAUUGCAUAAUUAUAAGAAUUAUGUUUUUAAUAGAAAAUGAUCAGCCUUAAGCUUUCUUAAUGGUAUUGAACAGAUAAAAUUACCAUUGUCAUUUGUGGACUGUCUGCUGACAAGUGUUGCUGUGGACAAAACAAUAAAGACUCAAUUAAAAUCAU